Messenger RNA from Salarias fasciatus (jewelled blenny), 2113 nucleotides. RefSeq names its product myb/SANT-like DNA-binding domain-containing protein 3. Gene Ontology annotation, cellular component: nucleus. The coding region runs from base 1023 to 1667 and encodes 214 amino acids. The record is from RefSeq and is a predicted model, not a curated record. The transcript has 5 exons. Lineage: Eukaryota; Metazoa; Chordata; Actinopteri; Blenniiformes; Blenniidae.
CGACGCUUUCCCUGAAACGAAACAGAAAUCCUGAAGAUUCUCCUUAAAGGUUUUCUGGUCGCGGGUGGCUGGAGCCAAUCCCAGCUGCUGCGGGCGAGGGCGGGGCACACCCUGGACAGGUCGCCAGUCUGCCGCAGGGCUACACAGAUAGAUGCACAACCAUUCACGCUGACGUUCACACCUCGGGGCAAUUUAGCGUGACUAUGCAUGUUUUAAGACACAGGAACCCCGUUAAAUUUAAGAUUUUAAAUUGUUAAUAGGUAAUGUACAAAAUGUUUGGAUUGAUUUCUAGGUAAUAAAUGUGGCAUAAAAAAAUCAAAUGGUUGAACAGCUUAGAGGACUUUAUCACUGAAUCGAAAAAAACGUACAAGUUUUGGGGCUCCAUUUAAAAGAAACCCAGUAUGAAGCAUGCCAACAAGAAUUAUGAUUUUAUGGAAAUUGUUUUUUCAGGAAACACAAAAAGUGGAUUUUCUUUUGACAUGUAAAACAUUUGCACUCUGAUGAAAUAAUUGAAUGCUGAAUGUGCAUGUGACAAGUUGUCUCUGUCUAUCUUCAUGCUCUGUGAAAUGAACAAGCUGGGGAAAACUGAUACUACUAUCUAACAGUGAAACAGUGAACAGUAUGAGCCUUAAGUGAUGCGAAAACAGAUUCAUGAAUAUGAAAUGUAAAAGCGUCUUAACAUAUUGAUGAGUUUAGCUCACAUGAUGAAAAAAAAUUUUUUUUAUUUGGGAUUCACUGGUCAUUUCAUUGUCAAAUAAGCCUUGAGUCAAAGCAUGAAAAACAUGGUUUUUUUCCACCUGUUAAAUUUGUAGACAUGUCAUUUGAUGCAAUUUUCGACAAAAACUGUUGUGGUGGUUGCACUAUGGAAGUUUCAAAGAAAACAGAUAUGAAAAAAACUUCAAAAAUAAACAUCCAUUUUGAGUUGAUCAAUUUAUUGUUUUGUGAAAUGGAAAACAGGUAAGAGUGUGUUGACUAUUGUUAUAUUGUGUCUCACGCAAACACUCCAACAGCUUUUUACAGGGAUGGCGAGCAGGAAGCGGAGACCUAACUGGACGGAUGAGGAGUCUCUUCUUCUUGCUACGUUGCUGCAAGACAAGAAGGAUGUGAUCCGAGGGAAGAGCAGCACUGGAGUGUUGCCACAAGACAGGAAACAAGCCUGGGAGGAGAUCGCCAAAACCAUCAACGAUACCUUUCCAGAGAGUCAUCGCACCGUGUUGGACUGCAACAGAAAAUGGGAAAAUCUGCUUGCGAAGGCAAAGGAGGAGAUAAAACGAAAAAGAAGGGAUGCGAAUCAGACUGAAGUCCCGUCCCUUAACAACUUCAGUGCUGUGAGCCAAAUAGUUAUUUCUGUCAUGAACUUUUCUGAAACGCUGCUAAAAGACGACUGGAUCCACAAACCUGGCCCUGACAAAAAUGAAAAAGAGCACACAACAAAUAAAAAAGUCACAAACAGGCAUUCUGUUCUCACCAACUCUGAAGGAGAUCCGGAGGAUUCUUGCUUGACUUCUGUGCAGUCAGUUCAGUGCAGGACUCUGCAGGAGCGGAGGGAUUUGGAGAUGUCGGUGCUGAGAAGACAAGAGACAGUCCUCCGGCUCCAAGAGGAAUAUUACACACUUAAACUUAAGAUGAUGAAAAAGCAAAUGGAGGAGUCAGCUGAAAAGGAGUGACGAUCACCUGGAACCGCAGGACAACCGAGGCUCCUGGUUGGAGGCUGCAUGAGGAGCAGCGAGGCCCUGCACCCUGACUCAGCUCUUCUGUUUUUCUAUCGUUUUGUAAAUGUUGUAGAUUAUUCCCAGUAUAACUUUUAGUUCAAUUUGUAGCUUUAAGUUUGAGUUGUCAUGUUUUUAGGUGUUUGUCUUUUUUAGUCCAGUAUUUUGUUUGCUUUUGGCCUUUGGUCCAUCUUGAAGUUUUGUUGCGAUUGUUUUCAGGGUUGCAGUUUAAGGGAUUUUUGUAAUGUGUGUCUGCUUUGUUUGUUUGUAAAUAAGAAAAAAACAACACAAUAUAAGUGACUUUUCUGAGUAGGAAAAACGACUCCCUCUGCUUAUUUUCCCUGAAUUUUAUGCUCCAUGCCCUCGAUCGGGGCAUAACAGGCUGUAACACCCAGAGCGUUGAA